CUACCUACCUACUCUUCACAAUGCAUGCUUACCGUAGAAUCCUAGGCUAGCAAGAUCCAUGUGCUACCAUAUUCCCCUACUGCUGCACUGUACUGCACAUACUGUACUAUCGGAAAUGCCGGACUAUGAUGUGCGCUACCAGUUCCUGCGAUACUAUCUGAGUUUCGCAUACUCCGACCCUUACUGUAGAAAAUACCGGCAAAAGAUUCAACCGGGCCAAACCUCUCGGCCGCCGCAAGUGCCAGAUGCCGGGGCCGAUCUAGCUUCCCCGCAUUUCCCAUCCAGUACGGCUCUUCGUUUUGCCAACAUCCCCCACCAUGGCCCGCGAGUCUCAAGUUAGACACUUAGACCUCGCCCACGGGAAGCUGACUAGAGUGCCGUGAAGCCCAACCGUAGAAGGUACCACUGGGCCUGAUAGCCAGAAAAUCAUUCCAUUCGUGCCCGCUCCCAUAGCCGCGAUGAGACGACUGUCCCGAGGGGCUGGAUAUAAAGGUAGAGUCUGCUCCAUUCCGGGCAUAGGUUUUCCAUUCCGUUCGACUAUUCUUCAAACCAAUUCGAGCUUCAGUACAGAUACCUGUUCUUCACCCCCUUUUCCUUCUAAAAGGUUCCUUAUCGAAAGUAUCUCUAUAUCUUCACAUCUUCGCCAUUCAACUGCUACUUCUACCCACCACUCUACUACACCACUGUCCACCAGAAACAUCACCACCAUGGCUACAAACGGUACCAACGGCACCAAUGGCGCCAGCAAAGACAAGAGCCACAGAUUCGACCCGAACUUCACACAACACGUUAUCGACCUGAUGGCUCCCGAGACGAAACCCCGAGACAGAGAGAUCCUCAGCUCCCUGAUCAGACAUCUCCACGACUUCUGCCGCGAGGUAGAGCUCACACAGGAGGAAUGGGUCAUGGGCGUCAACUACGUCAACUCAAUCGGUCAAGCAUACAGGAAGAACCGCAACGAAGCCUGGAGAGUAUGUGAUGUGUUGGGCGUAGAAUCCCUCGUCGACGAAAUCAACCACAAAAUCGUCACCGAGCAAGGCAUCUCCCCCACCUCCUCCGCCAUCCUCGGACCCUUCUGGUCGCCCGAAACCCCCUUCCGCGAUCUCGGCUCCUCCGUCGUCCAAGACAUGCCCCCCAACGGCGAACUCACCCUCUUCCACGGGGUCAUCAAAGACGCCGAGACAGACAUCGGGAUCCCCAACGCCGUCUUCGACAUGUGGCAGGCCAGCACGAACGGCAAGUACGACGUCUUCGACCCGGAGAACCAGUCCCGCCACAACCUCCGCGGCAAGUUCCGCACCGACAAGGACGGCCGCUUCUGGUUCUACUGCCUCAAGCCUACCGAGUACGCGAUCGAUACGUCUGGCCCGUCGGCCGAUCUCCUCAAGAUGAUGGGCAGACAUCCGAAUCGUCCUGCGCAUAUCCAUAUAAUGGUUACGCAUGAUGACUAUAUUGGCGUUACGGCACAGCUGUAUCCUAAUGAUGAUCCGUGGUUGGAGACCGAUACGGUGUGUGCUGUGAAGGAUGAUCUGCUGCUUGAUUUUAAGCCUGCUGCGAAGGAUGAUCCGCAGGGUGCGAAGUUGGAUGUUGAGUACGAUGUGCGGUUACUGUCGAAGAAGUAUAAGCCCGAGUCUAGCAUGUUGAUGGCGAAUGCGGCUGGUGAUAGGAAGGAGUUGGAGACUGCUAAGAAUUGAAUGAUAUGAAGUAUCAUGGGAUGUUGGUAACGAUUUGAAUCAUUUUGCUGCAUAUACUGGAUGGAAUGGCGUAGGAGUUUUGUAUAUAGUCUAUUUGUUAGGAAGACAAUUCUACUUGGAUGAGUAUCAAUGAAGUCUCGCU
Molecule: messenger RNA, 1836 nt
Organism: Cadophora gregata
Lineage: Eukaryota; Fungi; Ascomycota; Leotiomycetes; Helotiales; Ploettnerulaceae
Exons: 2
Coding region: 459-1694 (411 amino acids)
Biological process (GO): catechol-containing compound metabolic process
Molecular function (GO): ferric iron binding; catechol 1,2-dioxygenase activity
Source: RefSeq, a predicted model, not a curated record